Messenger RNA from Alligator mississippiensis (American alligator), 4562 nucleotides. RefSeq lists its product as uncharacterized. The record is from RefSeq and is a predicted model, not a curated record. The transcript has 3 exons. NCBI's taxonomy places the organism in Eukaryota, Metazoa, Chordata, Crocodylia, Alligatoridae. Bases 1 to 1299 code for a protein of 432 amino acids.
AUGAGUCGUGAGGCGAUUGGGUGGAGUGGCCGCUUGGGCGCAGUCACGACCACUCCGCCCUUCUUUGCUCUGAUUGGCCUGUGGCGGGGAGGCGGGACCAGGAACCUGACCUCCUAUUUACAUUCUGAUUGGCUGCCGGGGACCGGUGGGGGGGGUGUGCGGGCUUCUGUGUGCCGAUUGGUCCGACUCCGCCCCUCAGCGGCCCCGCUCCGCUGUCCGCGUGCGCCUCACGGGUCCGCAGUGCCCGGAGCCCACGUCCCGCUGCUGGCCCGGACGCCGGGCGGGCCGCGAGAGCUGCGACCGGCUGUUGUGGCGACCACGUGCGGGAGCGCCCGGCGCGGCGCUGGCUGCUCCUCGUGCCCCCGUCCUUGGAGCCGGCGUGUCAGCGAGGGGCCUCAGCCACAAAGAAUUGGGCCUUGGGGCCGAAGGACCCCCAGGAGCUGUCAUGUCUGCAAGGGUCGCUCCAGGGACUCAGACGGGUGUGCGGGGCCUGCAGCGCUGCCUCGCCAACAGCCGAGGCGCCACGGGCGACAGCUGUCCAGAGUCUGCACCUGGGUUGCCCUAGGGCUCCUCUCUGUACAUCACUUGUUUCCCCGGGCCAGGAGACAAGGACAGGUACCAAAACUGGCCCUAUCUCAUCCCUGCUUGGGGUCUUUCAAGCAGGGCCUGGAGCCUGGAGAUAAAGGCAAGGGGGGGGGGAACGCCUCUCAGUGCUGGCACCCUGUGACUAACGCUGGGCUUUGCAGCCAGGAGACAAAGGGCAAAACACUCUGCUCUGUGUCAGCAGGGAUCCGGGUUUCCCUCUUCCCAUGGAAAAGUGAGAUAUCUGUAGGUGGCCCUGGCAUUCCCUGCAGAAAUGGGUCACCUGGUGGGCUGCAGAGGCCCUGGGGAAGGGCAGCAGGUUGGGAGCCCACAGCUAGCAGCCUGUCCUCAGCUACACACAGAUCUGGGGGCAUGGGUCCCUCUGCCCCUCAGGAGUGUGCGCAGCAGCAGGGAGCUGGCGCCCCCCAACCUGAGCCCACAGCAGGCAGGCAGUGGGUGGGGGGUGCUGGGCUUUGCUCUACUGAAGGAGCUGCUGCCUCCUGUCAGGGGCAGGGAGCUGUGGGCCUGGGUCCUGUAACCCUGGCAGCUGAGGGCUCCCCCUGGCAGGGCUGGGGAGGUCAGGGUGUGCAGGGGAGUGAGGGGCCUUUCACUUUAAUCAUGGAUUUGGGGAGUUUUAUCAGAGAAUUAGCAGCAGGGUUUAUUUAUCGGAGAAUAAGCAAUUUUUUUAUCAGGGAAACCAGGAUCUCUGGUCAUUAGAGCAGUGUAUGUGAGGUGGGUGCCCGCAGUGUUAUAUGGUGUGUGUUGCACACACGCUUCCCGGGUACUGCUCUGAGACAGGAUCCUAGUGUCAGAGCCCUGUGCCUGCCAUGGGCAGCGGGAGCACUCCCACAGCAGCCCAGCUGCAGCACUGUUGUGUGCUCCGCGCAUGAGUGGCAGCUUGGAGCCAAUGCAUUUGGGGUCAUCCCUUAGGGUGGCUCAGGGUGGAGCAGGCUGAGGGUGCUGUGCAUGGCCCUCGUGGCUGCCAGGCCGGCGCUUGCCCAGCGGAGGCAGCAGUGCUGUGGGUGGGAUCUCCUGUGGGCACGUGCGGGGCAGGGCAUGGAGUAGCAUGUAGGGUGGGUAGGUGUUUUGUGCGCGGUGCCAUAGCCUGGCCACUCCAUCCUCGAGCCUUGGAGCUGGUGCUGCUGGGACACUGCUCUGCACCGCCUGUCCCGGCCCUUCUACUCACCGCAUGCAUGAGCAGUCACCGCUCUCCUGGGGUGGCCAGUGCAGCGAGGCCAUGUGGUGCAGCUGUGGCCAGAGGGGUGGUGGUGUGGGUGGGAAGGACCUGGCACUGAAUGGACACGGGGAGGGGGUGUUUCGGUAGUGUUGUGGGGGGUGUUUUAGCAAAUAGGAAGCUAGGAUUCUGGACUGGUCUAGGGAUUGUCAUGACACCUCCUUCAAUGAGUGAUAGAAAGGCUUUAUGUACUAGAAGUAUUCAAAGUCAAGUCAAAUGAGCCCAAACCAAAGCAGAGUCCAGUAAUUAGUUAUAAGGUGAUGAUUUCUCACCAAACAGGCAUCAAAGAGAAGGUCUGUUUCUCUUCAACUUCUCACGUAAACUGGGCACGGCAGCAGUUGGUGUCAAUGAUUUCUCACUGUUGAAGCGCGCGCUGUUAGCUGUUUCACUGGCUGUGUUAUACCCUUAGUCCCGCAUCUUGAAAGCAUUCUUUUAGUUGUAGAGAAGAGAGUCCCCAGCAGUGAUUGCCAGGAAAAUCCUGUUAAUCCUGCUCAUUAUUGGUAUCAGAAAGUUCCAAUUGGAAUGAAUGACCUUCCUCAGGGACAAGAGGUUAUCCAUUUCUACGAAGUUUGGAACGUAGCUAGAAACUGAUUAACCACCAGGAAGAACACAAGUGUCGUUGGAAAACAAGGUAAAUCACAGAAAAACAACAGAGGCAAAACUAAAUCGGGAGGAGACACCUGUCCCAAACGGAGAAUCUCUCUUCUUGCACAUAAACACGAGUUAAUUGCAAAAUAAAUAUUUACCAUAAUCAGUAAUCAAAGAUAGACAUUUCACAAAGUUACAUGAAAUCCCAUGUCCUGUCCCGGCCUGCACUACUGUUUCUCAGCUUCCUUUAGGGAGUUGCAAGGGAGCGUAGAGAAUGCUUCCUUGUCCUCUGCUCUUUGCUUAUAUGAGUUUUAAGGUGUCUAUCUGUUUCAGUUCCGCCUUUCCCUCCUCUGUCUGUGCUCCCUGUGUCUUUUGUAUAUGCUGGACGUUGAUGUAAGCCAGGGGCUGGUAACUAUUUGGACCUGUGGACCACUGAGGUGGUUCUGGGGAGGUGCAGUGGGCUGGUCAGCACUGCCUACCCUGAAUAGCCCAGAUCCCGUGUGCCCUGUGGUUCCUCCCCCUACUGCCAGCAGUGCGCAGCCUGAGCCCCAACCCCAGCCCACUCUGCACCUGCUCUGGACUCUCCCUGGCCAGAGCGGAUGAGCUGGAACUUGUGUGCAUAGCCCUCAAGGAAACAGAAGGCUAAAUAUACAUCAUAAGAGAAACUUGUAAAAAAAAAAGUACAGAACAGAUGUCCUGUACAUGACAAACACUUCCCUCAGCAAACAUCCCAAGGUAUAGGGUGUUAAAAAUGUCUGAACCAUUCAUUGAUUGUCUGGGGUUUGACAAACAAACCAUCACUUGUACAAGCUACUGCAAAUGUGCCCAUUUGAUAUUGAAAUACCCCAAGACAGGUUUAGUGACACCUCUAAGUAUCCAGUCUGGCUGCUCAGGCCCAUCAGCUGUAAAUUGACCUACGAGAUGUACAAGGUUUACAUGUAGACAAUGCAAGAACAGGAGUCAGGCAAUUAAUAGUUACGGUGUGAUGAUAAACAUCUUUUCCUCCCUGUUUGUUUGGACUCUAAUUGGCCAACUAUCAAGGAAAAAUGCCUUGAAGUUGUACAAUUGAAUAGUAUAAGAACAGAAUUUGCAAGGAAAGUGUGUGCUAUAAAUGAACCAAAGUGUGUGCAUGUGUGUAAAUACACGCACACAGAGCACAAGGCUCUCAUGGGCUGAAGUUCACUUUAUCUAAUUCUGUGUGUGCAAGUAUAUGUUGUCUCUGUCUGGUUAGUCUAUAGGGUGCUAAUUUACUCGGCCAAUUACUUGACUUGAAGCUAACAUGGCUAAGUGUCUCUUUGCUUACCAUCCUUUGCUUCAAACAAUACUUAAAAAUAUCAGGGGGGGGAUGGGGCGGGGAGGAAGAUGGCGAGGAUGGAGUAGUUAACCUUGUUGUCAACUCUAAGUUCCUUGUCGCCGAUCUUGCAUAUCUAUAAGAGGGCUUUACAAAUUCUGUAUUCGUGAGUUGCUUCUCAGCCCUUGGCUAGAACAUAUUCUGUUAAGCAUAUGAAAUCAACAUGACGGCAAUUAGUUGGGAGUUCAGGGCCAGAAUUGAAACUGAAUUCCAUAUGCACCUGAAGCUUCAUGUACCAAUUGCUCAGGAUGAAAUGGCACUUUCUCUCGGCUAUGCUGCAUCUAUGGAGACAACAGUGCAUGGGGACUCUGUGGUUUCUGGCACUUAUGAGCAGAUGCAGAACUCAGCUGAGGCAUCCCAGUUCCUGGAAGCAUCCUUCUCAGGACAGAGGUCCAGUCAGGAGCUGGAUGAAACAACACGAUCUGACAUCUCUGAAAGACUGUCCGUGGAAGAUGUCGAGUCUGAAACUGGCGCCCUUGAGACCACGAACUUAAAGGCCCACAAAGGUGAGGACCAGUGUUGCUUGAAACAUGAGCGUCAGCCUUACAGACCUGAGUAUAGCGUGAUGGUCACAUCUUGUGGCUGAGUAACUGUCCACUUGUGCAGUGGGUGAGGAUAACUUCAUUCCUUAUCUGUUUUGCUAAUCUACAAGGUGAUAUGCUUUAGGCAAGAUGGUUGUGAUUAUUUCUGGAAGAUAUGUCAAAGCAGUCACUUUUUAGCAAACAAACAGCCAACCUGUGUUAGCAGCACAAAUUGCAGGAAUGGGACUUGGACUGGCAUGUUCUCCAAGUAGGUGCGCAAAGAAAA